Molecule: messenger RNA, 2431 nt
Organism: Mugil cephalus (flathead mullet)
Lineage: Eukaryota; Metazoa; Chordata; Actinopteri; Mugiliformes; Mugilidae
Gene: xpnpep2
Product: X-prolyl aminopeptidase (aminopeptidase P) 2, membrane-bound
Exons: 21
Coding region: 112-2130 (672 amino acids)
Molecular function (GO): metalloaminopeptidase activity
Source: RefSeq, a predicted model, not a curated record
GAGGACAGUCAUCCACACCCACACACGUUUUCACAUUUGCUGCAAACACAUCAGAUCACCAGCCACCGCUCUGCGUGCAGAUCUGUUCGGGAACUGGCUCACUGUGCCGAGAUGCUUCCCUAUAGCUGGCUGCUGGCUGUUUCUCUGGCAGCACUGACAGGUAACACUGUUGGUGCUGCGUAUGAGCGAACUGAGAGGAACUGCUCUGCUACCCCACCCUUCCUCCCCAGUACAGCCGUAAAUACCAGUGUCCAGCUGAGAGAGCUACGAGAGCGAAUGAUCCCCAUGAAUAUCUCUGCCUACAUUAUUCCCGCCACCGAUGCUCACCUGAGUGAGUAUAUCGCUAAACGUGACGCCAGGAUGGCCUUCAUGACUGGGUUUACAGGCUCUGCAGGCACUGCUGUGGUUACUCAGACCAAAGCCACUCUGUGGACAGACAGCCGCUACUGGGUUCAAGCUGAGAGACAGAUGGACUGCAACUGGGAGCUAGAAAAAGAUGUGUCUGUCAGCAACGUGGCACAGUGGCUCAUCUCUGAGGUCCCAUCGGGCGGCAAGAUCGGCUUUGAUCCCUUCCUCUUCUCUCUCAAAACACAGGAAAACUACGACAUCAAUUUGGAGUCCAGCAAUCGCAGCCUCAAGUCCAUCCCCGUUAACCUGGUCGACCAAGUGUGGAAGGACAGACCGUCUCUCCCACCUGACAACCUCACCCGCCUCCCUGACAGAGUCAUAAAAAGGUCUUGGCAGAUGAAGGUGGAGCUCAUACGGAGUCAGAUGAGAGAAAAUCCAUAUCAACCUACCGCUCUUCUGCUUUCAGCGUUGGAUGAAACUGCCUGGCUGUUUAAUCUGCGCGGAAACGACAUCCCAUACAAUCCCUUCUUUUACUCCUACACUCUUCUCACAAUGGAUGAGAUCUGGCUGUUUCUCCACUUGGACCGAGUGUCCGAUGAGCUGAAGGUGUACCUGAAUGCCUCGUGUGAUGGGCCUCUCUGCGUGCAGCUGAAAAGUUACGACAGUGUCCUCGAUAAUGUGAAGACAUAUGUGGCCCAGCCUGGGGUGAAAGUGUGGAUCGGUACAGAGUACACAAACUACGGUCUUUAUGAGAUCAUCACACCACAGGACAAACUAAUGACAAGCUCCUACUCUCCUGUGUUGACGACUAAAGCCGUGAAAGACGAGACUGAGCAGCAAAUACUGAGGGACGCUCACGUGAGGGAUGCAGUCGCUGUCAUCCAGCUGCUGAUGUGGCUGGAAAAGACCGUCCCGCAGGGGACCGAGACGGAGCUCACCGCCACAGAAUACGUCAAUAAGUGUCGGAGCAAACAGAAGGACAGCAGAGGACCCAGCUUUGAAACUAUCUCUGCAAGUGGACCUAAUGCUGCUCUCGCCCAUUACAGCCCCACACCAGAAACCAGCAGGAGGUUGACAGUUGAUGAAAUGUACCUGGUUGACUCUGGCGGCCAGUAUCUAGACGGGACCACUGACAUCACUCGGACAGUUCACUGGGGAACACCAACAGCCAUGCAAAGGGAGGCCUUUACUCGAGUGCUAAUGGGAAACAUUGAGAUAUCUCGAACCAUUUUUCCCUCAGGAACAAGAGGUGUUAACAUGGAGAUGCUGGGUCGCCGUGCGUUGUGGGAGGUGGGCCUGAAUUACGGCCACGGCACAGGUCACGGUGUUGGAAACUACUUUGGAGUCCAUGAGUGGCCAGUUGGAUUUCAGAGCAACAACAUUCCCUUCAGAGCCGGCAUGUUCACAUCUAUCGAACCUGGAUUUUAUAAGGAGAAUGACUUUGGGAUUAGGAUUGAAGAUAUUGCUGUGACCGUACCGGCUCAUACAAAGUAUGGACACAACUACCUGACUUUUGACACGGUGUCACUGGUUCCGUAUGACAGGAAGCUGAUUGACAUCUCGCUCCUCAGCUCUGAACAGCUUCAGUGGCUUAAUAAAUACUAUGAGACUAUCCGGCGGCUGGUGGGUCCUGAGCUCGACAGUCAGAAACUACAAGAAGAGAAGGAGUGGAUGCUCAAAAACACAGAGCCCUUCACUGAGUUGGGAUCCUCUGCAUCCAUAUGUUCGUCCUCGCUGACACUCAUCGCUCUGGCCAUCGCUCUGCUCCACAACAUCUCCUGAGCGUCUCAGUCACUCCUGCAGUCUAUUCCCAGCUUGUACACUUGUACACUAAUGUUACCCCCUAUGCAGUCUCUACUGAGCAGCUAUAGCCUAACGGGUUGAGAGAUGCACUGCAACUUAGCAUUUUUUUAAUUAGCAGAUUUAUUUAAUGAUUGAAUUAUGUGGAUAAAUGUAUGAUGUUGUGUUGUUCAAAGUUUAAAAUGAUUUUUUGUAUAAUUUAUUUUGUUGAAGUUUUAAACUGGACAUUUGUUUGACCAGCUAAUAUAAUUUCUAUUUUAUUAAAGUAACACUCUUUAAGACC